This is a messenger RNA of Anopheles stephensi (Asian malaria mosquito), 1179 nucleotides long. Its product is annotated as protein tweety-like. Lineage: Eukaryota; Metazoa; Arthropoda; Insecta; Diptera; Culicidae. The transcript has a single exon. Bases 1 to 1179 code for a protein of 392 amino acids. The record is from RefSeq and is a predicted model, not a curated record.
AUGCAGCAGCUGCAGCAACAGCGUGCGAUGCUAGAUCCCGCGACGGCGGCAGCCGCAGCCGCCCAUCAUCUACACCUUCACCAGCAGCAGCAGCAUGCCGCUGGCGGACCCGGUCACGUUCAUCCCGCCCAGACGAUGACCAUCAACCGGAAGCUGCACGGUACUGGUGGUGUCCCCGGUGGCCAUCCACUACCGCCCGUGUACGGCGAUGACAAUCCGCCUCCACUACCACCGUUGCGCAAUCCGCAGAAGGCACUGCCACAGCCGGUGUCAACGGUGGCAGGCAGCGAUCCGACCACCACCGAUGCUGCCGGUUCGGACAAGCAGAUCUACAUCUACUCCACUGCCAAGUACGGCAAGUACGAUCCGAACGGUAAGUCACAUCUGCACCAGCAGCAGCAACUUCAACAGCAGCAGUCACAUCCAGCCUCCGGGAAACCUCCGGGAGAAGCGGGACCGGACAAGGCUGUUGGUGGUGCCGGUGCGAAGAAUCCCAACACCACCACUUUUAGCUCGACGCCCGGGUUUAACAGCAAACCACUGCCGUCGAUCAUCAACUGUCCACUGCCGGAUAUACCGAAGAGUGCGAGCAAUGGUAGCAACAGCACCACCAGCAAGGAUGACAUCUACGUCAAGCGAAAGCUUCUCUCAGAUCAUCCGAAUGGUAGUAAGUUCGCUACGCUCAAACCCAUACCGGCGCCGAAGAUUGAACCAAACAAUCUGAACGGCAAGCAUCAGCACCAGCAGCAUCCGAUAAGCAAUGGUGCGAAUGGUGUUGGGGGUGUUACACCGGCCGAUUUGGCGUCACAGUUGCCACCACCACCACCACCACCACCGCUCCCGGUCACCGGUAGCUCGUCCGGUUCGUCGGGCGGUUCCUCGUCCGGGUACGGUACGGCCGGUCUGACCACCUCCCAGAUUCAAUCCCUUCCCUUACCUCCUCCACCACUCGAGCUGCUCCAGCAGCAACAGCAGCAGACACAUCCGGACGAUCAGGGCCUACGGUUGCCACCGCCACCGACAACCGAAGAGCUACGGUCGACGCUGGCAAGCAAUGGCGUCGACGGUCAGCAGAACGGCGGUGUGAGUGAUAGCGUACCGAACGGUGACACCACGCUACCGGAUAAAGCGGCACACGGACACGACGAUAACAGCUUCUACGCGGUGACGGAGCUGUAA